CGAAAAACGAUCAUAUGUGCAUGUGAGUAGUGAUCGUAGUCGUGACCUCAUCAUGUCAAAAUAUAUCAUAACCUUUUGAUUUAAAAGCAUUGACAACAACUUGUUUUGACAAAUAUAACCUCUCAUUACAGAUAUCUGAUUCUCAGGAAAAUUAUUAUACUUGUCUUUUGUUUAUUUCUACGUUCGAAUACAUUUUCCAUUAGUGACGUAAUAACAACACCUUGAACCUCCUCAGAAACUUGUUUUGGGUGUUUUCCUUAUACAUUUUCUUUGUUCUAUUUUCAUCAGUGUAACCACAUUGCUGUACUGAGUACCGAGUAUUACGGCUUAAAUGUUGAAGCCGAAAUGGUAUCGCAAUUUGUACCAGGAUCUUGCGCCCGAACAGAACUACAUUCAGAAAUUGAACUGUCACUAUCAUGCAGGGGUCUACCAAAAAUGGACAUACUGUCAAUGUCGGACCCAAUGUGUGUAACGUACACGCGGCCGUUCGGAAAGGACAAAUGGAUCGAAUACCACCGCACAGAGUAUGUGUCCAAUUGCCAUGAUCCCGACUUUACUUCGAAAAUUGUGAUGCCUUAUCGGUUCGAAGAGCAGCAACUGUUGCGGUUCGAUGUCUAUGAUGUAGACGACAACAGCUCCAAUCUUGAUAAUCAUGAUUUCAUUGGUACAGCAUCCUGUACCCUGGGACAGGUGGUUGCUAGUGGCAGAGUGAAGUUGGCUCUAACUGACAGAGGUAACACUGACCACGGUCAACGCGGCUUUCUCUUGAUAAAUGCUGAACAAGUAUCGAAUGAAAGGAAUGACCUAUUGACCUUUAGAUUCAGUGGUCACAACCUGGACAAAAAAGACUGGUUUGGACUCUCCGAUCCGUUCCUGGAAAUUUAUAAAGCCACUGAGUCGGGUGACUACAUCCUAGUUCAUAAAACUGAGGUUAAGAAGUGGACGUUGAAUCCGAAAUGGGCCGAAUUCAAGCUGAGCGUUCACUCGCUGUGCAACGGGGACGAAGAUAGGGACUUGAAGGUGCAGUGCUACGACUGGAAUUGGAGCGGACAUCACAGCUUCAUCGGCGAGUUUCACACCAAUCUCAAGACGUUGAAAUGUAAUAGAGGACCUCUAAAUUGUUACCAAUGCGUCAAUCCACGCAGACAGGCAGAGAAAGGAAGUCUUUAUAAGGAAUCUGGUUUUAUAACGCUUGAUUAUUUUCGACUGGAACCAAUCUACAAAUUCUUGGAUUACAUAAAAGGCGGAACAAAACUCAACUGCAGCAUAGCUAUCGAUUUCACAGCGUCAAAUGGAAAUCCUUCAGAUCCUGUGUCUCUGCAUUAUACAGCCGGCGUGAGGCAAAAUUGCUACGAACAGGCGAUCCUCGAAGUAGUCUCUAUCAUCCAGGACUACGACAGUGACAAAGCAUUUCCAGUGCUGGGAUUUGGAGCUCGACUACCUCCCACUGGAGCCGUCUCUCACGAGUUCUUUGUCAACAUGAGUCCUACGAAUCCAUAUUGCUAUGGUGUCAGUGGUGUUCUGGAGGCGUAUCGCACUUGUUUGCGACAAAUUCAGCUGUACGGACCAACCAACUUUGCUCCGGUCAUCAGACACGUGACACAGUUCGCGAACACCUACCGGGACGGCAGUCGAUACUUCAUCCUGCUCAUUCUUACCGACGGAGUCAUCACCGAUAUGAAUGAGACCAUCAAUGCGAUAGUAGCAGCAUCGACUCUACCUUUGUCGAUAGUAAUAGUGGGGGUGGGCGACGCCGAUUUCAGCGCGAUGGAGCGUCUCGACGCCGACAAAGAGGCGCUGUGUUCGCAGCAGGGUGUGCGCGCGGAGCGCGACAUCGUUCAAUUCGUGCCGUUCAACCGGUUCAUCGCGUGCGGCAGCCCGCACACGGCACGCCAGCUGCUCGCCAAAGAGGUGCUCGCCGAAAUCCCUACGCAGCUCGUCGGCUUCAUGAAGUCGCACAACAUUUUGCCGAAACCGCCCUCCUCCGAGCAGAUUGUGCUGCCGCCGGACCCCGAUCGGCUCAACUUGUGAACCAUCUAGUCACUCUGUGCCAACUACUUUCUUAGUCAUCGAUUUUUUACCUUGAAUUACUUACUUUUAAGCUAGAUACGCCUGUAGGGAUGUAGGGCUGCUCACAUACUGACAGUUCACAAGUGUUUAUUGUUAUUUGAAAUGGAAUGAAAUAAUUUACUGAAAAAACAAUACAUAUGAAAAACCAGAAAUAUACAGAUACAGAGCAUAAAAUGCGUAUAUAUUACAAAUUUAGAAAGAAAUAAAAAUUCAAGUAUCCUUUUUCUUAAACUGUUUACUUACAUAUUUCGACAGAGGGAAAUAAAUUUGAAAUUGCAUUUAUUCAAAUGCUGAUUGAUGAAUAAUUAUUUUUAAUUGAUGAAUAUUUUUUUAAAUAAAUAUUAAUAUAGUGAAUUUGCAAUUACCUUUUUUGUUAGGGCUAAUCUUAAAUGGAAAGAAAUAAAAAUCCAAGUACCCUUUUUUAAAUAGUGUUUACUUACGACAUUUUUUUCAUUAUUUCACAUAAAUGUCGAAAUAUAUAAUUAUUAUUAAACGAAAAUUCAAUUAAAUGCUGUAAAUAACCCCGAAUUUCCAUCUAGCUGUUUAACCUGUUGUCAAUAUUUGUAGUUGCAGAAGUCUUCGGGGUUAUUUACAUCAUUUAAUUGGCAUUUUCGUUUAAUAAUAAUGAUACAUUUCGACAUUUAUGUCAAUUAAUGAAUAAAAGCAGUUCAUAAGUAAACAAUAUUUUAAUAAAGGGUACUUAGAUUUUUAUUUAUUUCCAUUUAAGAGUAGCCCUAACAAAAAAAAAGGUAAUUACAAAUUUCACUAUAUUAAUAUUUAUUUAAAAAAUCCUCAAGUUUUUCAGAAUACUGUAAUUAAAUUUCAGUUUCUAUCUCUUUGGAAUUGUUGAUGUGUGAAAAUAUAUUUGAACUUGACCUCACUUUGGGAAAUUUAAUCGACUAAAGCUCAGUUUCUCAAAUACUUAUUUUAUCUAAUAGAACAGUGGACUUGUAGGUUUUAUGGUCCAUCAGAUUCAAUGAGUGUCCUAGUAGUUAUGGCGAAACUAGUAGAGUUGGCGAAAUCAUAUUUAUC
Molecule: messenger RNA, 3102 nt
Organism: Nilaparvata lugens (brown planthopper)
Lineage: Eukaryota; Metazoa; Arthropoda; Insecta; Hemiptera; Delphacidae
Product: copine-8
Exons: 8
Coding region: 346-2031 (561 amino acids)
Biological process (GO): cellular response to calcium ion
Cellular component (GO): plasma membrane
Molecular function (GO): calcium-dependent phospholipid binding
Source: RefSeq, a predicted model, not a curated record